Messenger RNA from Astyanax mexicanus (Mexican tetra), 8514 nucleotides. It is a transcript of the gene mctp1a, whose product is annotated as multiple C2 domains, transmembrane 1a. Gene Ontology annotation, molecular function: calcium ion binding. Gene Ontology annotation, cellular component: synaptic vesicle membrane. Gene Ontology annotation, biological process: regulation of neurotransmitter secretion. The record is from RefSeq and is a predicted model, not a curated record. Lineage: Eukaryota; Metazoa; Chordata; Actinopteri; Characiformes; Acestrorhamphidae. The transcript has 22 exons. The coding region runs from base 612 to 3410 and encodes 932 amino acids.
AAUUUUCAUCCUGUAAUCAUGAAUGGCAUUGGCUGUCCAGAAGAGGGAGCCUCACUGUGCUUUUAUUGUGCCCUUAAACUUUAAGUCUUGUGGUCAAUAGAAGUGUGAGGUGGUCCAGCGGGGGUUGGAAUGAGCAGGGUGAUGAUAAUGGGGAGGAGGAUGGAGAAGAGGAGGACUAGAAGGAUGAAGAGGGGGAGUGUGUGAGUGAAUGUGUGUGUGUGUGUGUGCUGGAGUUAGUGCUGGAGGCUGCUGCAGGCGUGUUUAGCUCUGGUCCACAGUGUGAUUGUGUGUGUGUGUGUGUGUGUGUGAGAGAGAGAGAAUCUGGAGAGUCCUGCCUGUCUGUCUAUCUCUAUCUAUCUGUCAGUGGGAGGAGGAUAUUAGGGGGGUGUGGUAGUUAAUAGAAGCUGAAAGACCUUGUAGGACCUUGGUUGGUUUAUUAUUAGUGAGUUUUUUAUUAUUUUUUUAGGACUGGGAUAUAGACUCCAUCCUUUCUCACUCUCUCUCACUCUCUUACACACACUGUGAGUGAGUGUGUGUGUGUGGCAGUGUGUGAGUGUGUGUGUGUCACUCUCCUCAGCCGCAGCAGACUGGCGGGUUGCUGCUCGGGCAGGAUGGAUGAGAAACCCCGGGAUGAGAGCAGCAGCAGCGGCAGCGCUAAAGGACACGACACGCCGUCCUACCAGCGGAGGAUGUGGAGGAAUUUCCAGGAGAAAACUAAGCCGUUUUUGAGCCCCAAGCUGGGCUCGGAGAGGCGCGGGGUGGACGGUGGAGGGGCUGGAGGAGGAGGAGGUGGUGGUGGAGGAGGCAGUAAGAAGGAGACAGGUCUGUGGAUGUUCAAGCGGAAAAAGAAACAGGCGCUGGACCGGGUCUUCUCGUCCUCCCAGCCCAACCUCAGCGCCUCUCCCUCGCCGUCUCUGACCGCUAAAGCCGAGCUCAGCCCCGCCGCGUCCGGAACGCCCGGAGCCGCCGGAGGAGGAGCAGGAAGAGCCGCGGUUACCAAGCCCCAGCUGCCCGUCUCGGCUCACGGCAGUCCGCAGCUCACCGUAGCCCACCUCGCUCUGUCCCAGCAGCAGAAGAGCUCGUCCCUGGGCUCGGCGUGCUUCGAGAAGCUGGUGGUGGAGUCCGCAGCCUCCAGUGAGGAUGAGCUGGCCAAGAACGCCAGUGACUCGGGCAUCAACAUUGUGGGGCCGAGUAAUGCAGACCCGCCUGCCCCUUCCCACCCCGGCAUGUACCAGCUGGACAUUGUGCUGAAGAAAGGGAAUAAUCUCGCCAUCAGGGACAGAGGAGGCACCAGUGACCCUUAUGUGAAGUUUAAGAUCUCGGGGAAAGAGGUGUUCAGAAGUAAGAUCAUCCAUAAGAAUCUGAACCCGGUAUGGGACGAAAAAGUCAGUCUGCUGGUGGACAAUCUAAGAGAGCCUUUAUAUGUCAAGGUCUUUGACUAUGACUUUGGGCUGCAGGAUGACUUCAUGGGCUCUGCAUAUCUUUAUCUGGAGUCCCUGGAACAUCAAAGGACCCUGGACGUGAGCCUUGACCUGAAGGACCCUCACUACCCUGAUCAUAACCUGGGCUCGCUGGAGCUGGCAGUCACCCUCACUCCUAAAGAAGGAGACAUCAGAGAAACUACCAUGCUUUUGAGAAGGAGCUGGAAACGAUCCAGUAAGCAUCAGAGUCUGAGGUUAUCAGAUGUCCAUAGGAAAGCCCAGCUAUGGAGAGGAAUCGUCAGCAUCAGUUUAAUCGAAGGUCGCGACCUCCAGCCCAUGGACGCUAACGGCUUUAGUGACCCUUAUGUCAAAUUCAGAAUGCGACACCAAAAAUACAAAAGCAAGACGAUAAACAAAACACUAAACCCUCAGUGGAGAGAACAGUUUGACUUCCACUUGUACGAUGAGCAGGGCGGCUUUAUAGAUAUCACAGUGUGGGAUAAAGAUGCCGGCAAGAAGGAUGACUUCAUGGGCAGGUGUCAAGUGGACCUCUCGCUCCUCCCUAAAGAAUGCACACACAGGCUGGACCUCACGCUGGAGGAGGGCGAGGGCACACUGGUGCUGCUGGUCACCCUGACCGCCUCCGCCGCCGUCUCCAUCUCAGACCUGUCAGUCAACAUGCUGGACGACCCGCACGAGAGGAGAGAGAUCCUCCACAGAUACAGUCUGCUGAGAUCUUUCCACAACAUUAAAGACGUGGGCGUGGUCCAGGUGAAGGUCAUUCGGGCUGAAGGACUGAUGGCAGCUGAUGUUACAGGCAAGAGUGACCCCUUCUGUGUCGUGGAGCUCAGCAACGACCGCUUGCAGACACACACAGUCUACAAAAACCUCAACCCAGAGUGGAACAAAGUCUUCACAUUCAACGUGAAAGACAUCCACUCCGUGCUGGAGGUUACAGUUUACGACGAGGAUCGGGACCGCAGCGCCGACUUCUUAGGCAAAGUGGCCAUUCCUCUGUUGAGCAUCCAAAAUGGUGAACGGAAAGCUUACGCCUUGAAAAGCAAGGAGCUGACAGGGCCAACAAAAGGGGUCAUCUUUCUCGAACUAGACGUGAUUUAUAAUGCUGUGAAAGCUGGUCUCAGGACGUUGAUCCCCAUCGAGCAGAAGUACAUCGAAGAGGAGCCUCGAGUUUCUAAACAGCUGCUGUUGCAGAACUUCAACAGAGUGAGGCGCUGCAUCAUGUUCCUCAUCAACGCUGGCUGCUACAUCAACAGCUGCUUUGAGUGGGAGUCUCCUCAGAGGAGCAUCUGUGCCUUCCUUCUCUUCGUAGUGGUGGUGUGGAACUUUGAGCUCUACAUGAUCCCACUGGCUCUGCUGUUGCCCUUGGCCUGGAACUAUAUCCUCAUCUACUCGGGAAAGGACACCAGACAGGGAGACGUGCAAGCAGUGGAGGACUUGCUAGAGGAUGAAGAUGAAGACUACGACAGGGAUGACAAGGUGCCGGGCUCUGUCCCCUCCCAUGACGGUCGGCUGCCCGAAAGCCAUAUCCUUGAGGAUAUUUUGGCUUCCUGGCACUUUGAGUGGAUUCGCGUGAUGGUGGACUCGGAGAAAAAAGGCUUCAUGAACAAGCUGUAUGCCAUUCAGGAUGUGUGUAUCAGUGUGCAGAGUGCACUGGAUGAAGUGGCCUCCUACGGCGAGAGGAUAAAGAACACCUUCAACUGGACUGUGCCUUUUCUCAGCUGGCUGGCCAUAGUGGCUCUGUGUGUAGCCACGAUUAUACUUUACUUCAUUCCCCUCAGAUACAUCGUCCUGGCCUGGGGGGUGAACAAAUUCACGAAGAAGCUGCGGGACCCGUACACCAUCGACAACAACGAACUGCUGGACUUCCUCUCCAGAGUGCCCUCUGAUGUCCAAGUGGUGCAGUACCGAGAGCUGAAACAGGAUCCCAGUCACAGCCCAAAUAAAAGAAAGAAAAAUAACCCGGGGUAGCGCUCUUCUUCCUCCUCCUGUGUACCUCCCCCACCGAACUUGUGAACUUUAGCACGCCAAGGAGAAAAACACUGGUCUGGACUGGCUAGAUGUUUCUGGUCUGCCUUUCUUUCUUUCCUUCCUUUCUUCUUUCCUUCUUUCUUCUUUAAUCCUCCGUUCCUUGACAGUGUACAGUCCAGAGGAAUGCGAAUGGUGGAUGUGAAACAGAGGAGCAUUUUUAAUUAUUGCCAUGAGGGUUUCUGCCAUACUUGUUUACUUUUUUGUGGAGAGGAGAGUGUGAAAAGCUCUUGACCCCUUUUAGAGUCACAGAGCCGGAGCUAUUUGUCACCGGCUGGCACUAGGCAGACGGCUCUAAAAGCCAAGGUGUCCUUCCACUGCAGCAGAGGGAGUCUGGAGCGAACGGCUUCGGCCGCAAAUAGCAGGAUCAGCUGAUAAUACACCCGGCCCGACCGCACCGCGCCGACACCGUCUCAUCUCUGUCUUGUAGGGGAAAUCUGAUGGUUAGGUUGGAGCUUGCACCCUGCAAUUUCCACAGCACAGUAAGUGUUAUACCCAAAGCCCUCCACAGCUGUUAGGCAGCACUUAUUAGAGUUGUCAGCAAAGCCUUCAUACACUUCGAUUUAUGGAUGUAACUGAAGUGCUCGGGGAGAAAGGGCCUGAGAGCCUGUAUUUAUUAAUCUGGGAAAUGUCUUUUACAUAAUUUGGAUGUUAUUUUAACAGCGUGAAUGAUGUUUGCGUGAGUGGUUCAUUUGUAGUCAUUUUUUAUUCAGUAAAUGACUGGCAUGUCAACACGUUUCACAAAGCAGGAAUUCUCAGUAGGGGCAGUAACUUAAGCUCAAAUUGAGGCUUGUCCAAUAGAAAUGUCCCUAUGUUAAACUCAAAAUAUUUGUUUUGUAUUUUAUAUUUUAAAACACUAAUAUAUAUUUAUAUAUUUAUACACUGCCUGGUCAAAAAAAAGUAUUCACCUUGAUUAAACUAAGUAAAUGGUGUGGGGUUGAUGCUGCAGUUGGUCUGCAGGUUUAGGUUCAGUAACAGUAUGUGCUGAAAGAAUGAGGUCAGCUGACUGAAUACCUGAAUAUACUGAAUAUAGACCAGGUUAUUCCAUUAAUGGAUUUUUCUUCCCUGAUGACACAAGUAUAUUCCAAGAUGACAAUAUCAGAAUUCAUGGGGCUGGAAUUGUGAAAGAGUGAUUCAGGGAGCAUGAGAUCAUCAUUUUCACACAUGGAUUGUUCUGUUCACCACAGAGUCCAGAUCUUAACCUCAUUGAGAAUCUUUGGGAUGUGCUGGAUGGAGAAGACUUUACUUUGAGCAGCGGUUGAUCAGACUCUACCAUCAUUAGAGCUCAAAGAUCUUGGUGAAAAAUUAAUGCAGCACUGGAUUGAAUAAAUCUUGUGACAUUGCAGAAGCUUAUCAAAACAAUGCCACAGUGAAUGCACCGUGCUGAAAUCAAAGCUAAAGAAGGUCCAACCAAAUCCCACGCGAUGUGGUAGUUAGCUCACUGGCAGGUAGUGGUGUUAUCCACUAUGCCACACCAGUCAGAGUUCAUACAUCCAACAUAAAAAAACAAACAAAAAAAAACACAGGUAAAAAACUGAAACUUCAAAACACCUGUCUUAUUUACUUCCUGUUUGUUCCCUGAAAGUCUUAUCUGAUUGGCUUAUUUUCUUGUGACGUCACAUGAAGACACUGGAGAAAUGAACAUUCAAAACGUUCAUAGAGUAAAACUAAUCUCUAUUUUUUCUAUUUCUAUUUCUUAAUUUUAGUGGAAAAAUAAAGUAAAAAAUGUUUAUAUGAUGUUACUCUCAAAACAAAACUCUAAAUUAUCUGAUAAUUAACUGUUGCAUUGCACUACUUUACACUAACAACUACAGUUGCUAAUGCUCUUAAAUGCUUAGUUUAUUUUGGUAUCGAUUUUGAUAAAAAUGGAAUUGAUGCAUCCCUAGUAAAUACAAUUAUCUAUGACUUUUUUUGCUUGUUUUGAUGUCAAAAAUGACAAAGUCAGGACAAAAAUGUUAAAAAAUCUGUAGUUUAUUAAAUGUACAUAUAGUACAUAUAGUACAACCACAAAUUUAGUAUUGAUUAAAUGUUUACAGGUCUUAACUUUGACUGUAAGGAAUGAUCAAUAUCAAAUUAAUCUAAUGUAUUAUAUUUAUAUCAGUAGUGAUCUGUCUAACUGAGAAAUCCUGCUUUGUAAAAUACCACCCGCCCCCCCCCUCCCCUCAGUACCUCUCUUAAUAUGUCCACAUCUGGUUUGGUCACUGCAGAUUAGCCCAGUCUAACCCUCACCUCCUCCACUAUAUAAUAAUUAGCCCUGCAUUCCUCCCCCUCUGCCCGCCCUGAGCUGCAGUGUGUCUGGGCUGCCACGAGGUGCCACCCUGCUAAUGUGAACAUGGGUGCGGUUAGGCAGAAUGGCGUGUAUGUGUGUGUGUGGCAGCUGAGCGUCAUGCUAAUCGCUAAUCGUGUUCGGAAAAGCGCCUGUUCUCGUCUGCCCCACACCACCCAUACACACCCGGCUUCCCACGCAGCCCACCGCUUUGAUCUCUCGCUCAUAGCAGGACAGUGUGUGAGGCGGGAGGGCUGAGUGGUGAAACAGUGAUGCACUGUAUGGACAAAAGUAUUGGGACAGAGAUUAAGAAGUUAUAAGAACGUCUAUCAAUACUUUAAAAAGCUUCCUGGAAGGUUAGCCUGUAACAUUACAGAAAUAAUGUUCCAGGAAUGUUCUGAGAACGUGUGACAAAAUAGUAGAUAAAUACUACUAGUGCAUUUUUAAAAAAAUUGAAUAUCAUUGAAACUUUAUUUCAAUAAUUCAGUUCAAAAUAUGAAACUCUCAGAGUGAUUUUAAGUGUUUAUUUCUUUUAUUGUUGAUGAUUAUGGAUUACAGCCAAUGAAAACCCAAAAAUCAGUGUCUCAGAAAAUAUAUAGAAUAUUAUAUAAGACGAACUGGUACUUGUUACAGUGUGGGCAGUGUGCCAAAUCAUGCUGGAAAAUGAAAUCGCAUCUUCAUAAAAGUAGUCAGCAGAGAAAACACUGCACAGAUUUUAGACUUGAUAAAACACAGUGGAUCAACACCAGCAGAUGACAGACAUGUCUCUCCAAACCAUCACUGAUUGGUGAAAACUUCACACUAGACCUCAAGCAGUUUGUGCUUGACUGUGGGUCUCUCCACUCUUCCUCCAGACUCUGCUCCUUUAAUUUCUAAAUGAAAUGUAAAAUUUAGUGAUGGUCCGUGAUGGUUUGGAGAGACAUGUCAUCUGCUGGUGUUGAUCCACUGUGUUCUAAAGUCAAGUCUAAAGUCAGUGCAGUGUUAGCUCUAGUAAAUGCUGCCUGACAGCACUACACUGAGGAACCCUGAGUGUUUCUGAUAAGUUGGGGUGCUAUUAGCUAGUGGCUAAUGCUAAUACUGCUCCAGCCUUAGUGCUGGAGAAACUUUACUGAAACUCCUUUAUAAAGCGGAGUGGCUUUACUGCUCCUUACAUCCUGACUGGUAGAAUUUAUACAGAAGGUGCACCGGAUUAUAAGGCAUACUGUCAAUAUUUGGGGAAAUUAAAGGAUUUGAAGUGCACUUUAUAUUUACAUUUUAUUGGAUGUAUCGUUACAUCCUUGCUUUGUAAGAAAGCACGUACAAUCCAAAAGUCGUAAGCUGCAAGCCCGAGACUUUUCAUGCCCCUCUACAGUGUUUACUUCAGCCUCGCUUUUCCAACAAAGCAUGACAGCCAGCCAAACUGCGAGAGGCAAACAGCUCCGUGGGUGUUUUUCAUUGUAGGGAAUAGCCUUCUUGACGAAAACGUCGAUGGUGUGUGACAAGCUGCUUCAGGGACUUGGCAGGGGUACAGCGAGGGCAGGAGUUUAGCGCCGCCGCUGCUGCUGCUGCUGCUGCUGCUGCUGCUGUGGAGGAAAGAGGACUAGGAGGGCGUAGUUUCUUCUUUUCUGGGUUUUUUCUGGGUUUUUUUUACUCUCCUCUUUUUGAACUUCUUCCUGUCAUCCUUCUCUGAGUUGGGCGCUCACUCUGUCUGCUCUGCUCUGCCGUUUCCUCUCCUUCAUCCAUCCGUCGGAGAGGGAGGUCACGGCUUGGCCUGUGGGGGAGCCUCUGGAGGGACCUCCACUGAGCAAGUGUUGAAAGAUCACAGCAAAAAAAAAAAAAAAAAACGCCAUCAGAGGAGGCUUCCAUUCUGCUCCGGUCCCUCCACGAGGAAAGAGGCAGAAGAUGAAGACGAAGACGAAGAAAAGUCCCUCCUGGCUCCUCUGCUUUUGGUACGAGCACAUCUGUCAUAUGGAAAGCCCAUUGAUUUGUUUGAGAGCAUUUCCUUACAAAGACAACAUGCUCCCCAUUGACCAACACACUGAUGGCACUGAUGUGAUCCCCAUUAUAUAGAAAAAAAAACACACACACAGAAGAAAAAGAAGAAGAAGAGCCACUCUUGAAGAACAUUUUUGUUUUGAAACUGUUGAAAACUGCUAAAAAAAAAGGACUUCUUUUGUAAGCCUGAAUGUGUCUGUGCUGUUUCUGCAACUUUCUUUUAAUUGUUCAUUGUUGGAUUUAAUGUGUGGUUUCUGCAUCCCAAAAAAAGGGAAAAAACCCAAAAUACAAAAAAGGAAAAUAAUUCUGAUGUUUUCUAAAGGUGUGAACGCUCCGUUUGCAAGCAAACCAAAGUGGAACUUUUUAACAACACAAAAACAGAUAAAGUAAAGACCAAUAUCGAUGUAGAAGAAUGUAACAUUUCCAUCAAAGGCGAAAGGGAAAACCGGCACUUUACCGAUUUUUAAAACUAUUUAUUUGAAUUUUAUUGAGUUUUUAAACCGUGUAAAGAUUCUUAUUGUACAUUCUAUAAAUAUGAAUAUAUAUAUAUGCUUGUAAAUGGUCAGAUGUUUAUGAUGUAUAGUUGCGUAUGCGUGUCAUUUCUUCUUGAAGAUGUUUGAGCCUGCAGUGUUGCCUGUUCCAUCAUCAUUAAGCUUCCAGCAGUUGGACGAGAGGGGAGUGAAUGCAGGUGAAGGCACAGAACAGAUGAUCAGCGCUGAAAUACUUCAAAUAAAUGCACCAGAUGUAAUGUCUAUUUCUUUUGGAAAGAAAAAACAAUCUGAAGAUUAUUAAAUAUUUUUUAUCAUC